Cucumis melo (muskmelon) is the source of this 519-nucleotide messenger RNA. Its product is annotated as pectinesterase inhibitor-like. Gene Ontology annotation, molecular function: pectinesterase inhibitor activity. Bases 1 to 519 code for a protein of 172 amino acids. Gene Ontology annotation, biological process: negative regulation of catalytic activity. NCBI's taxonomy places the organism in Eukaryota, Viridiplantae, Streptophyta, Magnoliopsida, Cucurbitales, Cucurbitaceae. The record is from RefSeq and is a predicted model, not a curated record. The transcript has a single exon.
AUGGCCAAUAACUCUCGUCUCAUUAUCGUCUCUCUCAUUGGAGUUCUUUUGUUCACCAUCAUUUCAAAUGCGGCAUCAUCUAACAAUGUCGUUUCCACCAUCUGUCCAAAAACCUCAAACCUGCCAUUUUGUUCAAGUGUGUUGAAAUCUGCUGGCACUACAGAUCUAAAAGGCUUGACUAUAUACACCUUAAACCUUGCCCAUACAAAUGCUCGCAAGUCUUUAACCCUAGCCAACUCAUUGGCAAAAUCCACCACCAAUCCUCAACUUAAGCAGCGUUAUUUUUCUUGUGCUGAGAACUAUGAUGAAGCUGUUGGUGACAUUGAAAAUGCCCAAAAGAACUUGGCACUUGGUGACUUUAAUGCUGUAAAUAUUGUAACAUCCGGUGCCAUGACUGAGAUUAAUGAAUGUCAGGAUAAGUUAGCACAACCAUCGAAGAAUACGUUGUUGCUUUUGAAAAAUGGAAAGACUAUAAAUGAUAUAUGCAACAUUAUUUUGGUUGUAUCCAAUCUUCUUUGA